AUGACUGAUACACUGACACUGAAGAUACUCAUGAUUGGUGAGAGUGGAGUGGGUAAGACUUCAAUUGUGAAGAGGUAUUGUGAGGGUGUAUUUGAAGACUCGAUGAUGUCGACUGUUGGCAUAGAUUUUGAAUUCAAGGAAACCACUGUUGGAGGCAAGAAAAUCAAAUUACAAAUAUCAGGACAGGAGAGGUUUCAUAAUGUGACGUCGAGUUACUUCAGAGGUACACAUGGCUGUGUAAUUGUAUAUGAUGUAAAUAAAGUCGAAACGUACGACAGGUUGUCGUAUUGGGUGGAGGAGUAUUUGGACGAGCAACCAAACAGUGAAAUAGUGAUUGUUGGCAACAAAGCAGACAAUGGCAAACAAGUUUCCAAAGAUGUCACACAAGACUUUGCAUAUGGUAAAAAGGUGAAGCGGUUUUAUACGAGUGCGAAGACAGGGAUGAACAUCGAUGAAGUGUUCGAUGAGCUUGCUGAAGCGAUAUCUUCAAAUGAGAAGAUCAUGUCUUCACUGCAUGAGACCAACAAAAUAACAACACUGGCUCCCAUAGAAGAGAGCAAGUCAUGUUGUUGA
Messenger RNA from Entamoeba invadens IP1, 573 nucleotides. RefSeq lists its product as hypothetical. The transcript has 3 exons. The record is from RefSeq and is a predicted model, not a curated record. Gene Ontology annotation, biological process: regulation of exocytosis; protein secretion. The coding region runs from base 1 to 573 and encodes 190 amino acids. Lineage: Eukaryota; Evosea; Mastigamoebida; Endamoebidae. Gene Ontology annotation, molecular function: GTPase activity; GTP binding.